Vigna angularis (adzuki bean) is the source of this 1439-nucleotide messenger RNA. RefSeq lists its product as uncharacterized. Gene Ontology annotation, molecular function: phosphatidylinositol transfer activity. The record is from RefSeq and is a predicted model, not a curated record. The transcript has 7 exons. The coding region runs from base 327 to 1217 and encodes 296 amino acids. Lineage: Eukaryota; Viridiplantae; Streptophyta; Magnoliopsida; Fabales; Fabaceae.
GAGCCAAAUCACAAGAGACAUGCGCCAGAGUGUGCGAAUCCACCCAUCCAUCUCACUCAUUCCCCACUCACUCAAACGCACACACAAUAACAAACACAAUGCACGCCCAUGCCCACUUCCUAAUUCUCUUCUCAAAAACUUCUUCAAUCAUAUAGCAUUACCCUUUCAGCUCCUUCCAUACCUUCAUUCUCACAAGUCAACGCUGCCGUUUUACGCUAGUGUGUAAAACGGAUCGGUUUGAGAAGAGAGAAAAAUCAAAUUGAGGUUGAAAAGGUUGACCUUCUUCGUGUUGGACUAGGUGGAAGCUAGUACAUUUGGUGGACAACAUGUUCCUUCUUAGAAGGCAAGGCCAAAAUCAGCUGGAGAAUGAUUCCUCAAAACAAGAUACAAAGGUGAAUGAACUCAGGGCUGCUGUUGGGCCCCUCUCUGGUCGUCGACUACUGUAUUGCACAGAUGCAUGUCUAAGGAGAUAUUUAGAAGCAAGGAAUUGGAAUGUUGAUAAAGCAAAGAAAAUGCUGGAGGAAACACUCAAGUGGAGGGCAACUUAUAAGCCAGAAGAAAUUCGUUGGGCUGAAGUAGCACAUGAGGGUGAGACAGGUAAAGUAUCCAGAGCUAACUUUCGUGAUCGACUUGGGAGGACUGUGCUUAUUAUGAGGCCAGGAAUGCAGAACACAACAUCAGCUGAAGAUAAUAUCAGGCAUUUAGUCUAUCUAUUGGAAAAUGCUAUCCUAAAUCUUCAAGAAGGUCAAGAACAAAUGUCGUGGUUGAUAGACUUCACAGGAUUAUCAUUGAAUACAAAUAUUUCUGUUAAAACAGCUCGUGAUAUUAUUCACAUUUUACAAAAUCACUAUCCAGAAAGGCUUGCUAUUGCUUUCCUGUACAAUCCACCAAGAAUAUUUCAGGCUUUCUGGAAGGCCGUGAGGUUUUUCCUGGAUCCGAAGACAGUCCAGAAGGUGAAGUUUGUUUAUCCUAAUAAUAAGGACAGUGUGGAACUAAUGCAAUCACUCUUCGACCUAGAUAACCUUCCAAGUGAAUUUGGAGGGAAAACAAGUUUAAUGUAUGACCAUGAAGAGUUCUCACGGUUGAUGACUGAGGAUGAUGUGAAAACUGCUAAGUUCUGGGGAAUUGACCAGAAGCCUUUCAACCCUCCUAAGAAAGGGCAUGCUGGAGCAGAGGUGGCACCAGAACCCGUGUCUGUUCAGACAGUAGGUAGUUAGUUAGUUGAGCUACUUUUAAAACUGUAGUCAUUUAUAAACUGAAGUGACUACAUAUCUGAAUCAUUAAUUCAGUGGCUAAUUUAAGGAGCCGAAUAAGCGGUAUUUUGUAUCUUUCAACUUUUUAACCAUUUAUGGCGAUAGCUGCUAUAGUCCUCGACUUUUAGGUAACCGAACUAAAAUUCAGACUAUAUAUGUCAAUUCUCCAAUCCUGUGCAAAGUUAA